CAGUAAGUAUCGGUAACACUUUGUUGAUAGUUUGUGAAACAAUUGUUGAAUUCUGGUACUUACAAUAAAGAAAAACGGAAAGGUACAGGUGACCGUGAAAAUGAGGGAGACGUCGGAGGUUGAGGCUGAGGUGAAGAGGUCCAGGCUAAAUUACGAAAACAAGGUAAUCUUGGCACCGAUGGUCCGGAUAGGGACGCUACCGAUGCGACUAUUGGCUCUCGACUACGGGGCGGAUAUUGUUUAUACAGAGGAACUUAUCGAUUGGAAACUAUUGCGUUCUGUGCGCCGUCAAAAUGAUGUUCUGGGCACGAUCGAUUACAUCGACCGGACGGACGGCACGAUCGUGUUUCGCACGUGCGCCCGGGAGCGCGAGCACGUGGUCCUGCAACUGGGCACCUGCGAUGCCGGUCGUGCUCUCAAAGUCGCCCAGCUGGUUGAGAACGACGUGGCUGGAGUUGACGUGAACAUGGGCUGCCCCAAGCGAUUCUCCCUCCUCGGAGGCAUGGGUGCCGCACUGCUCCGCGAUCCCAACAAAGCCAGAGCCAUCCUUACGAGUUUGGUCGGCGGACUCAGCAUACCGGUCACUUGCAAGGUGCGAGUCCUACCUGGCGAAGAGGAGACGCUCGCGCUCUGCGAAAAACUUGCCUCGUCCGGCAUUGCGGCUAUUACCGUUCACGGGAGGACAGUCACCGAGAGACCCCAGCACCCCAACAGAAACUCCAUGAUCCAGAAGAUAGCUCGGCACCUCGAGAUACCGGUCAUCGCCAACGGUGGCUCCAAGGAGAUAGAAAAGUACUCGGAUAUAGCGCGUUUCAAGAGCGAUACGGGCUGCAGCAGUGUGAUGAUCGCCAGGGCCGCCGAGUGGAAUUGCUCGAUAUUCCGAUCGAAAGGUAUGCUGCCGAUGGAGGAAGUCAUAAGAUCGUACCUCAAACUUGCCGUUGAUUACGACAAUUCGCCGAGCAAUACCAAGUAUUGCGUGCAGAAUAUACUGAGGGACCUACAAGAGUCGCCACUUGGUAGGCGGUUUCUCGACACUCAGACUCUCGAGCAGAUUUGCAAAGUGUGGGACAUGGAUGACUAUUGCCGUAAAAAACUUAAGGAGUACAGGGAAAAAGGCUACGACGGUAGAUUCGAAGUUAUCCCGGAGCGAUUGGCUCUCUUGGGUAACAAGCGAAAACUCGAGGACGAAUCCGAGGACGUGUUUAUGAUGCGCUGUGCCUUCUUACGCAGCAAUUACACCAAGGACACGACUUUGCCAAAGACGCAGUUAGCCCAGUGGACUCAAAAGAAUCGCAAAAAAUUGCCAGCCUACAAUACCAUAAACGAGGACAAACUUUUCCGAUCUGUUGUUACGGUGGACGGCAGAAAGUACGGUUCGUCGUUCUGGGAAAAAAAUAAGAAAUGGGCGGAGCAAGGGGCCGCAUUGGUUUGUUUAUGUGCUCUGGGAAUGAUUGACGAGGAAAACUUGAAGAAAAAUGGACACAUUGCUUGACCCGCCCAGAUUUUUUGAUUGAAUCGAAUUUUUGUGUAGAGGAACAAAAAAAUGUGUACAUACGAAGCAAUGCGAAGUAUAUUUUAUCUGUCAUACUAUUAAUAUCUGUAAAUAAAAUUUAAA
Molecule: messenger RNA, 1615 nt
Organism: Copidosoma floridanum
Lineage: Eukaryota; Metazoa; Arthropoda; Insecta; Hymenoptera; Encyrtidae
Gene: Dus2
Product: Dihydrouridine synthase 2
Biological process (GO): tRNA dihydrouridine synthesis
Cellular component (GO): cytoplasm
Molecular function (GO): tRNA dihydrouridine synthase activity; tRNA binding; flavin adenine dinucleotide binding
Source: RefSeq, a predicted model, not a curated record